Lymnaea stagnalis (great pond snail) is the source of this 3160-nucleotide messenger RNA. The record is from the annotation of a GenBank genome assembly. NCBI's taxonomy places the organism in Eukaryota, Metazoa, Mollusca, Gastropoda, Lymnaeidae.
CAGCAGCGCCAACUGCCGGUGCGUCGAGAACAGCUUCUACAGAAGCAAUAUAUUGAACAGCAGCGCCAACAGCCGUUUCGCCAAGCUGUGGGGAUAAAAGAAAAUUUGUCUCAACGACAGCCGCGUCCAGUCGCCGCCUCGCCAGAUCAGAUCUGGAACGAGAACAACUUUGGAGGACGAGGCUCUCGGAGAAAUAGGUCAAGGCCAAAACACAGAAGCCAAAGUUUAAGCAGAUUAGAGUCUAGUAAAAGAGCCCCUAACAAAUACAUAAGGUGGGUUACUGUGCUUGUCUCGUGAGUGUGGUUUGUGUGUUACGUGGGAGAUAAGCAGUGGCGUAGCUAGGGUUGGUGUCACCCGUUGCGGUAAAAUCAUGGUGUCAACUCGUCCCCCAAAACUCCCACGAUUGAUUUCUUCUUCUUAAAAUAAGUCCGCAGUAUAACAAUGACCAAGACAAAAACAAAUUAAUGGAAGGUCAGGGGGGUGAAUGUAUUUAAUAACUUUAUCAACGGCUAAGCUAUAUAAAUAUGUUUACAUUAAAUUUACUUUACUUAAAAAUAUUCCCAUGCUGGUAGUAAAAGCUGUAAACCUGUCAAUCGCUUGAUCAAUAUCAUUCACCUUAUCACUUUCAAUUGAUAGUAGAGCCAGAUCAGAAAGCCAUGGUGGAUCGCAAAUAGUUCUUGAUAAGCCUUAGUCUUGAAAGUCUACGCUCACCUGAAGCCAAAGACACACAGAUGGUAAGAAACAAUUGAACGCUUACGGUAGCUAGAGUAUUGGAAGGAAUUAUGGAAGGCUCUGCACCUGACUAUAUAAAAGAACUGAUUUCCAAACACGUAUCCUUAAAGAACUAGCGCUCUUCAACAAAGUCCCUACUGAGAGUUCCCAGUGUGGAUGGACACAGAAAGAAGUCAUACGGAGUACGCUCUUCAACAAAGUCCUUACUUAGAGAUACCAGUGUGGAUGGACAGAGAAAGAAGUCAUUCGGAGUGCGCUCUUCAACACAGUCCCUGCUGAGAGUUCCCAGUGUGGAUGGACACAGAAAAGAAGUUAUUCGGAGUGCGCUCUUCAACACAGUCCCUACUGAGAGUUCUUAGUGUGGAUGGACACAGAAAGAAGUCAUUCGGAGUGCGCUCUUCAACACAGUCCCGACUGAGAGUUCCCAGUGUGGAUGGACACAGAAAGAAGUCAUUCGGAGUGCGCUCUUCAACACAGACCUUACUGAGAGUUCCCAGUGUGGAUGGACACAGAAAAGAAGUUAUUCGGAGUGCGCUCUUCAACACAGACCUUACUGAGAGUUCCCAGUGUGGAUGGACACAGAAAGAAGUCAUUCGGAGUGCGCUCUUCAACACAGACCUUACUGAGAGUUCCCAGUGUGGAUGGACACAGAAAGAAGUCAUUCGGAGUGCGCUCUUCAACACAGACCUUACUGAGAGUUCCCAGUGUGGAUGGACACAGAAAGAAGUCAUUCGGAGUGCGCUCUUCAACACAGACCUUACUGAGAGUUCCCAGUGUGGAUGGACACAGAAAGAAGUCAUUCGGAGUGCGCUCUUCAACACAGACCUUACUGAGAGUUGCCUGUGUGGAAGGACACAGAAAGAAGUCGUACGGAGAACCCUCUUUGAAGCUCUAGUGCCUAAAUUAUCUAACAGUUUGCCUCAAUCUUUGAAGGAAACUGAAAAGGAUACAAAAUAAAUUAAGAACCAUUGAAAGAUGUUUUUCUUUAAAUAGAUCUGAUGACGUCAGAGCGCCGUCAGUGUUCUAGACAAGCUUGGCCACAAAAGCGCUAUGGAAUUAAUCUAUCAUCAUCACCAUCAUAUUAGAACCUACUGUUUGCUUGUAUUACAAUCUACUUGUGAAAUUUGAGAAUUCAGUUCAUUAGAGGCUUGGAACAAAUCACUAGGAUGACACCCCCACCCCCCCCUCCAUAUAUAUUUCUCUUAUGUGUUCAGACACUCUCAGGGUCAUGGGAAUUGGGGGGGGGGAGGUGUUCAUCCUAGCAAUUUGUUCCCAUGGCCCCUGAGCGUGUUUGAACACAUAGGAGAAAUAUAUGUUUUGGGGAGGGGGGGGGGAAUUAUUACUGCUAUAACAUUAUAUUCACGUUUAAAGUUAGUAUUCAACUUACAUUUAAAUUAAGCCAACGCAGCAAUGAAAAGUCAUAGCGUACAAGUCAAAGAAAUAAAUGAAUCGUCUGAAAAUACUUGUCCAUCUGUUACGCUAGUGUCCAGCACUGGCGAUGUCCGGAUCAAUUACUCCAAGAGGAGAAGACUAGAGUGGUGAUUUAUGCAGAGUCUGUUAAAGUUCCACUCUGCACACUCAUUUUUUUCCAAAUUUAAAUUAACAACGCAUUGAAAAGGAAAUUGUUUUGUAUUCAACUGUAUAAUUAUUGUUAAACGUGUCGGUAUUAAAGAGCAGAUGUGUAUUUAAUCUUUUGGGUUCUCUGCAAUUAGCCAAUAAAAACUUAUCUGAAUUUUUGGACUUGGUUGUUGUUGUUUUUUUCUUUCAGAAAUGAAGAAAAGACAUUAGACUUACACAAUUACUUUCUUGCGCAGGCCAAGCAAGCUGUCAUAAAGUUCAUCAAAGAAAAUGAGAAAGGUGGGUGCAGAUUGUUUAACGACAAUAUCGGAAAAAGUAUACAAGACGUGUACAAAUAAUGUUUUUUUUUUUAAAAACUGAAAAUCCUUCCUGCAGCAAUAAAAAUUUAACCCCAACGGACUUUUGAUAUUUAAAUGUGAUAUUUAUAAUGGGAUAUUUAUUAUUUGAUAUUUAUUAUGUGGUAAUUAUAACGAGAUAUUUAUUAUGUACUCCACAUGCAUUUACUGGUAUUGGAUUUAGGAUCCUUAGGGAUGGCACUUAUGUUCUGUUAAAUUAUUUUAUUCAAUGAUUAUCACAAAAACUGCGUGCAUUUAUGACAGUUAUGUUUCAAAUAUGUAUAUUUAUAUAUUUUUAAAAAACCUAAAGUUUCUAACUAACAUGUUAUUUUAUUAUUUUUUUUAUUUGUUUGGGUUAAAAUUUAUGCAGCAUUUUAACGCACGCUAACAAUAUUUCCCAUCUCUCUCUCUCUCUCUCUCUCUCUCUCCGCCCCUCUUUCUAAACUCCCCCAAAAAAACAGUUUACCAUAAGAACAAUUACCGUGAAGAAGACCGAUAUGUCUACAUCAUAACAG